UAAUGCUUAGAUAGUGCUAGCAGUCCCAAAGAAUUAAUAGAAUAUCAAUGACACAGGAAGGAUUGAGUUAAAUGUCUACUCAAACAAAGAAGGACCAAGUGAAAGAAUACCAAUUGACAAAAUAGGCGCUCUCAUAGCUUGAAUGUUUGGUUUGUCUAAUGAAGAAACAGGCGAAGCUUACCGAUUUUGGCAUUUCUAACGACUCCUGUAAAAAAGAGUCACCUGGCAGAUCCAGCAUUGCUGUCGGAGAAAGGCCAAGCCAGAGCAUGGCACAAAGACAAACAAGUGUUACCCCACUGAGAUCAACACCUAAGAAGAGAAAAGAGAAGUUCUCAGACCCUGAGAACCAUGCACUUGUAGAUGAAAUUAUAAACCAUUUAGAGGAACUAAAUGGGAAGACACCAGGCUGUGCAGAGAAAAAAAAAGCAAUCUGGGAUAAUGUUGUCAGAAAAGUGAAUGGCGUGAGCGGCACACAACGUUCCCUGAUAGACUGCAAGAAGAGGUGGAAUGAUUACAGAAGAAAGAUCAAGAGCACCAUAGCUAAAUCCAGAUUACAUGAGUCUGCAACCGGUGAAAGGGAGCCACUGGAAGCCUUUCUGACCAGAAGACAACUCAUUAUUGCUAAAUUCUUCAAGAUGGGUGAAGAGGACAACAACAGAGAAAAACAAGAAACCUCAUCUGACUCUUGUUUGGAGGAAGUGUCAACAUCCAUAACAUCUUUUUUAAUAUCUGACUCUGAAGAAGACUUUGAUAUACCUUCUAAGAAAUCUUCAUCCAUCUCAAGUUCUAUAAUGGGGAGCGAUCCGCAGAAUAAACCAUGCUCACAGGCUUCUGAAGCACAAAUAUCCGGACAAUCUUUCACAAACCUCAGAGCUGAAGAACAAGGACGAUCCAACAAAACUACACUUAUAACAUCUUUCACUGAACCUGCAAAGUUUGAUUCAAAAAUAGAUGAGUUAAUUGCUCAGCAGAAGGACACCAAUGAAAUUCUCGAAAAUAUGCGCAGUGAAAUUCACCGACUUGUGAAUGAGCAGAGAAAAAUGUGUCGCUUUUUGAAGAAAAACUUUGUAGUGCAACAAAAAUCCAUAAUGUCUACUCAGAAGAUGGCAAGAGACCACCAAAAUAUUUUGGAUCUUUCAUUAAAAAAUCUUCAUAAUAAAAUAGAUGAGCUGAACAACACUGCAUGUGAAAAAAGCUUACAGGGUUUACUGUCCAGUGAUGAGUCAGAUGCAUCUAUGCCUCAAAAAAAGGGAAAUGGGAAGAGGAAAAAAAAGAGAACAGGAGGAAGCCCAUCUUUUAUCCUGUCUAAAAAACAAGCAAAAAACUAAUAAUAGCACAGCGUAUGUACUUUUCAAUUCUUUCUUUUAAAAUGACUUUGGAUAUUCACUAUACACCUCUGUGCCUACAUCUACUAUAUGAGUCACAUAACAACAUUAGUGGCAGAGACUUAAUUAGGAACCACUGUGCCAAGGUGCAAAACUGGAGACUGAACUGCUUUCUGCCCCAUGUAUGCCAAGCUCCAUGCACUUCUAUACACACAUAUUCAAAGCUCCAAAUCCUGCGACUGAUGUAUUCCAAAUGUUUCUUUUGGAUCCUAAAAACAUAAUUAAAAUGGUAUUCCUCCCUUGCUGUUCUUAAAUAUAUUUAAAAAAUUAUAUAUUUACAAGAGUUGGCAAACAAGUCCUAAUUUUAUCAUAAAAAAAACUUUUAGAGACUCUUAAAAUAUUUUUAAAGUUAUCUUACCUUUAGCUCAAAAUACUUCUGCCAUUAUGGGCGAGGUCUGGCGAACAUGUGGGUGAUCCAAUAAUUCAAAUCCAGAUUCAGCAAUAGUAGCCAUGGCAACAAAGGACUUAUUGUGUUGGUGGAAAAGGACGUUCUGACUCAUCUUACUUCGUCUCUUCUCCUGAAAUGCUUUGCUAAAUUUCCAGUAAAGUUGGCAUUGUAGUCACCUCUUAUAGUCUUUCCUUUCUGUAGGAAGUAAGUCAUCAAAAUUCCCUUUGCAUCCCAAAACAUAUUAUUUGGAUGCAAUAUAUACAAGAGUGGGGGGGGGGGGGUGCAACUGAGCCUCCAUUGCUUGAACUGCUUUUUUUUGUUGCAGAAUCAAAGUGCUGUAUUUACAAUUCAUCCCCAGUGACAAAUCACUUACAAAGUCAUAAAGAUUCCUUUGAAUACUUAUUAGAAA
Messenger RNA from Bombina bombina (fire-bellied toad), 2182 nucleotides. RefSeq lists its product as uncharacterized. Gene Ontology annotation, molecular function: DNA-binding transcription factor activity, RNA polymerase II-specific; RNA polymerase II cis-regulatory region sequence-specific DNA binding. NCBI's taxonomy places the organism in Eukaryota, Metazoa, Chordata, Amphibia, Anura, Bombinatoridae. The coding region runs from base 159 to 1328 and encodes 389 amino acids. The transcript is spliced from 4 exons. Gene Ontology annotation, cellular component: nucleus. The record is from RefSeq and is a predicted model, not a curated record. Gene Ontology annotation, biological process: regulation of transcription by RNA polymerase II.